Molecule: messenger RNA, 1263 nt
Organism: Rotaria socialis
Lineage: Eukaryota; Metazoa; Rotifera; Eurotatoria; Philodinida; Philodinidae
Source: the annotation of a GenBank genome assembly
AUGAAAGACGGUCCUCGUCCAACAGAACAACCUUCGCAAUUAAACUCUCAAACUCCAUCGAUUCGUACAUUUGAAUUAAAAGAAGAAUGUGGUAUCAACAAUUUACCAAAUCAAAUCAUGGCAAAAGCUAUAUCCGAUGGUUUUGUUUUCAAUAUUCUUUGUGUUGGCGAAACAGCUUGUGGUAAAUCAUCAUUACUCGAUAGUCUAUUUAAUACACGAUUAGAUUCAACACCAGCAACACAUGAAAAUGCACGAGUUUAUUUACGUAAAAGUACUUAUGAUUUAUUUGAACGUGAAAUACGUUUAAAAUUAACUGUUGUUGAAACAGCUGGCUUCGGCGAUCAAAUCAAUAAAGAUGAUUCAUUUAAAAUAAUCGGAGAUUUUAUUGAUGAACAAUUUCAAGCCUAUUUAGAUGAAGAACUUAAAAUAAAACGAAAUCUAUCGAGUUAUCAUGAUACACGUAUUCAUGUUUGUUUAUAUUUUAUAAAUCCGACUGGUCAUUCAUUGAAAGCACUUGAUUUAGUUACUAUGAAACAUUUAGAUAGUAAAGUUAAUAUAAUACCAAUUAUAGCAAAAUCUGAUACAAUAUCAAAAAAUGAAUUACAACGAUUUAAACAAAAUAUUCUUAAUGAGCUUAAUGUAGCUGGUGUUAAAAUCUAUCGUUUCCCAACCGAUGAUGAAACAUUAGCCGAAGAUAAUCUUAAAGCUAAUAAUCUUCUUCCGUUAGCUGUUGUUGGAAGUAAUGAAACAGUUAAAGUUGGAACUCAAUAUGUACGAGCUAGACAAUAUCCAUGGGGUGUUGUUCAAGUUGAAAAUGAAAAUCAUUGUGAUUUUAAAAAAUUACGUGAAAGUGUCAUUGAAAAAAAUAUGCUUGAUCUCAUUGAAACGACACAUUCAAAACAUUAUGAAAUUUUUCGACGAACUCGUUUAGCGGAACUUGGUCUUACUGAUAGCAUUGAUGGUAAACAAUUUUCAAUUAGUGAUACACUCGAAAUGAAACACAACGAUCUUCGUAAAGAACUUGAAAAACGCGAACAACAACUCAAAGAAGCAUUCAUUCAAAAAGUAAAAGAUAAAGAAAUCGAAUUAAAAGACGCCGAGAAACAAAUCAAUGAAGAAUUAACUAACAUUAAAAAACAAUAUAAAGACCAAAAAGAUAAGUGUGACGAGAAAUGGCGAAUACUUGAACAAGAAAUCAAUUUUUUUGAACAACGAAAACGUACAAACGUGGGAACCAUAAAAAAAGGCAAUAAAAAGAAAUAA